This is a messenger RNA of Lolium perenne, 1839 nucleotides long. NCBI's taxonomy places the organism in Eukaryota, Viridiplantae, Streptophyta, Magnoliopsida, Poales, Poaceae. The record is from RefSeq and is a predicted model, not a curated record.
UUCACAUCUCCUCGGUUUAACUCUUCCCUAUUUUUUGAAGAGUAAACUAUCAAGUUAGGCUCGUGAUUGAACCUAUGCAAGAAUCUUCUUGGGCUUACUUAGAUAAGCAUGUCAUUUGGUACAAUGCACGAAUAUCCUCAGAAUGUGUUGUUCUUAUGGAAAGAAAGACGCGUUAGAAUGCACCAACCGAAAUUCAUUAACUACAUUGCGAUAAAGUAGUUGUUGCUCCGUAGAUGUGAAUGGAUCAUCUCAUACCAAUGAGACAUCUCUCUCAUUUUCUUGCUCUUUUGUAUCAUCAGCUAUUUAACAUAGUUUUGUUUUGAGAGGACAAACGACAUACCCGUGGUACAUGCUUGAACAAGCACACCACAUCUGUUUACUUACAAUAUGAAGUUCUUUAGCAUGUUGAGCCAUGAGACCUUGGUAGGCUUGAGUUUUGACUUUGUAAGAAAAUGAUUGACCGGUCAAAGUUAUGGUUACAAACACGCAAUAUUGAAACGUUUGUCACGUGCAGAAAUUUCGAAAGAUUUCUCUGGCUGGAAUUAAUUCUAUCACACUCUUUUGGCCGAAUGUAAUUGUAGAAAAUAUGAAAGGGUAUACAAUUAUUAAUGUCCUUAAUUAUUGUUUCCAUCAUCUGGCUAUAUAGUAUCUGUGCGAUAUGCGUUUGGCAUCACUUGGCGGCGCAGAUGAAUCAGGUGAGCUCCAGCGCCAUUGGCGGGUCUGAUGUGCCGCCACCACCAGAACAUCAACAGAUGUUGGAUGCGGUAGGCCUCACCAUGGGGGUGGAUACCAAGUUGGCGAUGAGGCGCAGCAUUAACCGAGACAGGAUAUCCGAGCAUAUAGAGAGUAAGAAAUACUUGGCUAACUUGCAAGGGAUGCUGCCAGACCUUGCGACACAGCUCGAGGAAAUAUUGUUUAAAGUUCAUGGAUGCAAGAGGGAGUACUACAAUAUGGUGGAGCGACUGUUUGAGCCAGAAUUGCAGCUUGCUAUCCAGCUCUUGAGUGUCCAGAACCCACAAAAUCAAGAACUGUCAAGGAAUAUCCAAACUUUCCCUGCAAUAGGAACAGACUUUUGGGUACCUGGUAGUAUCAAGGGCGAAAGUGGAAAUUCUAUGAUGUAUUCUGAUGUGACAUAUAAGAUGGGACUUGCUUCUUCAUCUCUAAUAGGCAUGUUGCUUCCACAGAGUGCACAUAAUUUAACAAAAAAUACUGCUCAUACCAUAUCCUUAGGCGCUUUCAAAUAUUCAUCUGUUGCACUUUAAAAUUAUACUCCAUAUACUAUUCGUUCUUACAGAUUUAUAUAUGAUCCGCACAUGUAUAUUUGUUUUCUUUUUCUAGUUUGUCUUAUAGACCAUGUUUCCCAUUUACUAAGUUGUUUGUGCUCCCUUCUUUCCAGGAAAACAUCCCAAGGUGAUGGAGGCGAAGGAGGUCCCAAGGGAACUAAAGUUCAGCUGUCCAGUCUGCAUGAACGAGCUGGUGGAUGCGUCAUCCACCAUAUGUGGCCACAUCUUCUGCGAGAACUGCAUCAAGGCCUCUAUCCAGGCUCAGAGAAAGUGCCCUACCUGCCGGAAGAAGCUGACCCUGCGCGGUUUCCACCGGCUCUACCUCCCGGCGACAAACUAGAGCCGUUGCGCCAAUCUGAACUUUCUCCCCACCAGCAUUUUGGGAUUGUAUCUGAAUUAGUCUUCACAAGGUUAUCGUUACCAUUUAGUUUUUUCCCAAAAAUUUGAGAACCAUGUUUCCAUGGCACUUGAGACGUCGUUAUCAAUAAGUACCUGUAGCUGGUUAUGAAUAUAGAUAUCUCAAGACUGUUGUUGCCUUUUCCUUUGGCAUGUCAAA